Odobenus rosmarus divergens (Pacific walrus) is the source of this 1599-nucleotide messenger RNA. It is a transcript of the gene NAPG, whose product is annotated as N-ethylmaleimide-sensitive factor attachment protein, gamma. NCBI's taxonomy places the organism in Eukaryota, Metazoa, Chordata, Mammalia, Carnivora, Odobenidae. Gene Ontology annotation, molecular function: syntaxin binding; soluble NSF attachment protein activity. Gene Ontology annotation, cellular component: SNARE complex; vacuolar membrane. Bases 50 to 985 code for a protein of 311 amino acids. The transcript has 12 exons. The record is from RefSeq and is a predicted model, not a curated record. Gene Ontology annotation, biological process: intracellular protein transport.
CCGCCUCAGCCGGGCUCUCCUCUUCCACGUCACGGCCCGGACCUUCGAGAUGGCGGCUCAGAAGAUAAAUGAGGGGCUGGAGCACCUCGCCAAAGCAGAGAAAUACCUGAAAACUGGUUUUUUAAAAUGGAAACCAGAUUAUGACAGUGCUGCUUCUGAAUAUGGAAAAGCAGCUGUUGCUUUUAAAAAUGCCAAACAGUUUGAGCAAGCAAAAGAUGCCUGCCUGAGAGAAGCUGUUGCCCAUGAGAAUAACAGGGCUCUUUUUCAUGCUGCCAAAGCUUAUGAGCAAGCUGGCAUGAUGCUGAAGGAGAUGCAGAAACUCCCUGAGGCCGUUCAGCUGAUUGAGAAAGCCAGCAUGAUGUACCUAGAAAAUGGCACGCCCGACACAGCAGCCAUGGCAUUGGAGCGAGCUGGCAAGCUUAUAGAAAAUGUAGAUCCAGAAAAGGCUGUACAGUUAUAUCAACAGACAGCUAAUGUGUUUGAAAAUGAGGAACGGUUACGACAGGCAGUUGAAUUACUAGGAAAAGCCUCCAGACUGUUGGUACGAGGACGCAGGUUUGAUGAGGCAACACUUUCUAUUCAGAAAGAAAAAAAUAUUUAUAAGGAGAUUGAGAAUUAUCCAACUUGUUACAAGAAAACAAUUGCUCAAGUCUUAGUUCACCUCCACAGAAAUGACUACGUGGCUGCCGAGCGGUGUGUCAGGGAGAGCUACAGCAUCCCAGGGUUCAGCGGGAGCGAAGACUGUGCUGCGCUGGAGCAGCUUCUUGAAGGCUAUGACCAGCAAGACCAAGACCAAGUGUCCGAGGUCUGCAACUCGCCGCUUUUCAAGUACAUGGACAAUGAUUAUGCUAAGCUAGGCCUGAGUUUGGUGGUUCCAGGAGGGGGAAUCAAGAAGAAAUCUGCAGCACCACAGGCUAAGUCUGAAGGCGCCACGGCCCCCACCGCGGAGGAAGACGAAGAUGAGUACGCAGGAGGCCUGUGCUAGGACCUUGCUUUGCCACAGAAAGGAAGAAGAGUGUCCUGACUUGCCAUUCAUGGACUUGGACCUUGUCUAAGGGGAUCCAGACUUCUUUGCAGUAGUGGUUUUGAAAAUGCUAAUAAAGACUCAUGUUUAGUCAUCAUUUCCCUAAGUACCCACUAUGUGAAAACACUUCUUUCUCUUUCCAUAAGAGCCUUUCUAAGACAUCAGCAGGAAUUAACAGAAAAAUACACUGUCACAUUUUAAUACAGUUGAUUUUUAAAUUUGCAAGCCACAAAUUAUAUUCGAAACAAAAGGGACGCUAGGCAUAGAAAUUCUUUUCUCUUGGGCUUUUGUGAUUUAUUGUUAGAGAAUUUCCUUUGCGUUUUAUUUAAUAAUUGCUGCUAAAAGUGAAGUUUACUGAGUUAAACAAAGUAGUAUUUUAAACUUUUGUUUUGAAAAGGAAGUUUAUCCCCAUUGAUAUUAGAUACAUUUAAAUUAUCAAAUCUUUAAAUCUUUUCAGAGGUAAGACGGGGACAGGAUGCUUUUUGGAGCCUUACAAUAUUAUUUAGUCCAAUAAAAGGUAUGUUUAAGUCUUAUGUGUAUGUUGAAAGCUUUGAAGCUAUAUUCAACUCUAAUGA